Messenger RNA from Moesziomyces antarcticus, 2418 nucleotides. RefSeq names its product p-loop containing nucleoside triphosphate hydrolase protein. The transcript has a single exon. The coding region runs from base 1 to 2418 and encodes 805 amino acids. Gene Ontology annotation, molecular function: nucleic acid binding; ATP binding. The record is from RefSeq and is a predicted model, not a curated record. Lineage: Eukaryota; Fungi; Basidiomycota; Ustilaginomycetes; Ustilaginales; Ustilaginaceae.
AUGCUGCGAGCAACGAGUGGAGGCUCGAAGCGCGUCGAGUGGCUUGCCUCACUGUCGCGCCACCAUGCCUCGGGCUCUUCCAAUGCCCCGCCCCGGCUCACAAGCUACGGCGGAAGGACACUUUAUACUCCAUCCAAUACGCCCUAUCGCCCAGUAGGCACACCUCGGCCAUCAUGCUCUCGACAAUCAGUCGUCAGGUUCAUCAACUCUCAGCAGUCCUUGUCCUACUCGACUCAGACUGGCCCGGGUCUCAACCAAGGGACACCAGAAACCGAGAUGGACUCCACCCCUCCAGCUCCAUCCGACAGCUCGAAACUCACAAGUCCAGAAGGCGUGAGCGAACGCUUCCAGCGCCUCGGCCUCAACGCCAACGUCUGCCGACAGCUCACCACCUCUCAUCCGCACAUUCGACAGCCCACACCAGCACAAUCCGCACUCAUACCCGCUCUCCUCUCACCUACCGAUGUGAUUCUGCGCGCACACACGGGCACGGGAAAGUCGUUUGGUCUUCUCCUCGCGCUGCUCAGCAAGCCCCGCAUCGUCUUCCGCGAUACCGCAUCCACAGCGGCGGAUAGCGCUGCUGGCUCCAGAAGCAAGCGCAGCCGACCCAAGACAGGCAUCGCGUCCAUCGUCCUAGUCCCGAGCAACGAGCUGGCCUCACAGUAUCUUCGAUGGGCCCGCUCGCUCUUUCCGCCGUCGAGCUUGCCAUCCCUGGAUCCCGUCAUCCAGUGUCUGGUUCGCGGCGGCCUGCCAGGGUCCGGUGCGCGCACUCCAGAGGAGGAGCUGCAGCGCCUCAAAUCCAACCCGCCCCACAUCUUGAUCGGCACUCCGGGUCGCAUCAUGGACAUUCUCAACACACCUGCCGGCUCUUCCCUCUUGGGCAUCGACACCUUGCGCACGCUCGUGCUCGACGAAGCCGAUGCCGUGCUCCAGCUGCCCGGAAGAUUCCCUUCACACAAACAACGCUGGAGGCACGAGGUGCACAAAGCACCCGGGCUGCUCAUACUCGACACCAUCAUGAAGAGCCGAGCCACACAUUCGGGCGGCGAAAAGCAUCUGACAGCCGGUCUGGAGAACCGGCCAGGCAAGCAACGCGACGAACGACGACCGCCGGAGAACGUGCGUCGCAACACGUACAAAGCGGCCGAGCGUACGCGCGCCAAUCCGCAAACGGGACUUGCGCUGCCCAAGCCACGCACCGCUGGCGUCCAGCCGCUCCAACUGGUGGCGACCAGUGCGACGGCCAACUCGGUCAUGCGCCACUUCUUUGGAGCCCGCACGGGAUGGCUACGAACGGGCGUCAAGGAACACGGUCUCGCCUUUGCUCCGCAGGUCGGACGCUGGAUCGAUCUGACGGGCCUGAGCGGCAAAAGCCUGAUCGACCAGGGCAUUCGCGGACUCUUUGGGCUCAAUGAGCAAGCACGAGCCAACGGGCUCAUCGAAAGCUCGCUGGAGCAACCGGCCUCGACCAUGCCAGCGUGCAUCGCACAUACGUGUGUGGUGGUGGACGAAGCACCGCUAUCCAAGCAGCUGUCUGCUGUGCCGCUGCGCAACUUUGAGCCGAAGCUUGCGCGCAAGAAAGCACGUGCGGCUGUGGCCGCCUCUGCCGACUCGAAUCCGGCCACGGAGACGGCGGGAAGCGCGCUGUCGGAAGAGGGCUACACGAUCAUCAAGCCCGAAGACGAGCCGCAAGAGCACGAUAUGGAUCAGACGCUCAUCGAGGCGCUGGCCUUUUGCUUUGCAUCCGACGCGGUGGAGCGUGGCCUGGCCCUGAUCCCUGCGCGCUGGAGCUUGCUCAAGACGCGAGCUGCGCUCGAGGCGCUGGGUGUCUCGGUGCGGCUUGCGUCGGACGCCUCUGCGACGGAGGCACCUCGCGAGAAUGCUGCGGGAGAGGCAUCCGAGCUCUUCUUGCUGCAGUCGACCUCGUCGCGUGGGCUGGACAUUCCCGGGCUCUCGCACGUCUUUGUGGUUGGGUACGCAUCGGUGGUCGAUGCAGUGCAGUACGUGCAUGCGGCUGGGCGUGUUGCGCGCAUCGGGCGCGAAUCGGGUGCUCCGGUGGCCGGAAAAGUGGUGACUCUGCUCCGAGGCCUUCCGCACGCGACGCCGCUCCCGUCCGAGGCAGAGACAAGCAGCAAGCAGUCCGGACGCGGGAUGCCAAAGAAGGCCAUCUCGACGUCGGAAGCCAAGAUGGCCAACGUAUACAGGAGAUUGGGCGUGGUGCCGACCAAGUUUGACCUCGGCCUUCUCACUCUACGCGGAGCCGAGGCGUCGGCGCCGGUGGCAGCAGCUGCGACAGCGGAUGCAGACGUCAUGGCGAGUCCAGAAGCAGCAUCAUCGGCUCAGGAGCAUGCAUCGGACGGAACCACCUCCAAAGACCAAGCAUCCGAAAGCGCGGCAAACGAGUCGCCGCAGCAAUGA